Molecule: messenger RNA, 1048 nt
Organism: Plodia interpunctella (Indianmeal moth)
Lineage: Eukaryota; Metazoa; Arthropoda; Insecta; Lepidoptera; Pyralidae
Exons: 3
Coding region: 148-600 (150 amino acids)
Source: RefSeq, a predicted model, not a curated record
CGUAAAAAAGUGGAUCAGACCGGACCGGACCGAGUGGAAAGUGAAACUGCACGAAAGGCUGUUGCUAUAAAAAUUGUAGCAAAACUUAUAGCGAGCUCAGUCGAUGUGAGCGUGGUGAAGUGUACGUAGCAGUGCAGCGUUCAAAACAUGCACCUGAUAAUCCUGGUAACGUUAGCGGCGACCGCAGCCGCUAUGCCGUCCUUCAUCGCGGUGCCUGCGGACCAGAUCGCGUUCGUAGACCUGUCCCAAUUGAGCGUCCGGAGGGUGCCCAGGCAGACCCUGCAGCCGCCCCCGCCCCCCGCGCCUCUGUCCAACCUCUACAGCCAGGAUUAUCAACCAAUACCGUUGCAGUAUCAUCAACCUAUAGCUUUGGCCCCGCAUCAGCAACAAGAGAACCAACCACGGCUUCGCGUCCAGCCCCAGGUCCAUCAGGACGUGUCAGGGGCAGCCAGCUUCGGCGCAGACUCCCUCGCAGAAAGGCCCCCAGAUUUCGGGGAAUACGUCGACUUUGGAGCACACACAGGGGAUCACGGAGCCUUCGGAUGGUACGCCGACUACCCCAUCAACAACCAUGACGACCAUCACGGCUACAGAAAGUAAUUUUAGGCCACACUUGCCAAACACCAAACGCAGUCUUCACUGCAAAUUUUAUUGUUACCAAAGACAGUAUUAUUUCCAUUAGUUAGGUCUUUAUGGGCAGAAUUACCGCACAUUUGUUCAAAACGGUCAAUUCCGCUGUUGUUGCACUUAAUUUUAUGACAAACCAGUUCCUUGUUUGUUAGUAGUAAGUUGUUAAAAAGUACACUGUGAUAUGCACCAUGUUAGUUCAUUUCUUUUUAUUUGAUUAACUUAUGAUAGCUUCUUUCUAUCUGCUUUUCACUUUUUCACUACUGCAUCACUUAUAUAUGCACUUUCGCUUGUUUUUCAUUCUUCCUUAGCUGUACUUUUACCUUCACUUUUAUAUCUAAAAAUCACGCCUUUUAAUCGUAAUUCGUUCCCUAUCUAUUCUAUUAUACUUAUGUCUAAUAAUAUACUAUAUUUGUACUUU